AUGCACAUUUUCAAAAGAAGCGACCGUCUCCCUCUCCGUCACCGGCACCCCAGUUUGCUUUCUAAGGGCGUUGGUCUUGGUGGUGAUCAACGAGCAGGGAAGGAGUCGGAAGGAAAAUCAACAUUGUUGCUGCCACCAGUCCCGUCUAGCAUGUGUUUAACGGAGGUUAUUAGAUGUUGUCUCCGGUCUUCAAUCUGUAGGGAAAAAAUAGGUUACGUCAUCAACUACAAAUCAGAAACCUGCAACUCUUUUAUGGGUGUAAUCCGGCCAGGAUUGGAAUGA
Messenger RNA from Lactuca virosa, 282 nucleotides. The record is from the annotation of a GenBank genome assembly. Lineage: Eukaryota; Viridiplantae; Streptophyta; Magnoliopsida; Asterales; Asteraceae.